This is a messenger RNA of Cyclocybe aegerita, 999 nucleotides long. Lineage: Eukaryota; Fungi; Basidiomycota; Agaricomycetes; Agaricales; Hemipholiotaceae. The record is from the annotation of a GenBank genome assembly.
AUGAUCUGCCGAUUCUGGGAGAUGCGACAAGCUUGCGAUUAUUUCCUGUCGUUGCCCCCGAACAGGGAGCUAACAAAGUUCUGCAUGACUGACCGUGAGUGGAAAGUCCUUGAAAAUUUCGAGAUGAUUUUGAGUAUUCCUCAUCGAGUUCAGACCCUUAUGUGUGGCGAGCAAACACCCAUUCUUGUGAAUGCAAUUCCUGCAUUUGAGAUGUUCAUGACUGCAUGGGAGAGGCUCGGCGAGAAGUUUCCGCACUUGGAGCCAUAUACGAAGGUUGGUGUUGAAUGGGCGGUCAAGUAUUACAAUAAAAUGGAUUUGACAAAGGCAUGCGUGAUUGCAAUGGUCCUCAAUCCCUCCAUCCGUCUAUCAUGGAUUCGAAAAAAUUGGGAUGAAGAAUUCAUCGAUGAGGCCAACCAAACCAUCAAGGACUUGAUGGUGGAACAUCAUGCUCAUGCCAAUCCCGAAAUGCCAGCUCGUCGAAGUCCUGCAACAACACGGCAAGGAUUUGGUCUUGACGAGCUGGCUGAACACUACGGGCUCGAUGACCUGAUGGAUUUCACAGACAACAACACAUGCCGCAACCAGAGUAUCGACGAGGAGUUUGCGGCCUACUUUAUGGCGCCACUUUCUGAGAAAGGGACAGACAUUCUGAAGUUCUGGGAAAUCCAUGAAUCAAGUUUCCUGACUCUUUUUGCAAUAGCGCUCGACUACCUUCCCAUCCAAGCCUUGGCAGUACCUUCACUGCAAAUGCUCAAGUUCUCACUGAAGACGAAACAGCUCAACUUCAUGGAAGGCUUAGAAACACCAGAAAUAGAUAUGCUGGUGCCUGCCGAUGACAAAACGGACUUAUUAGGACAAGUGGCCUCCAAGUGGAACAGUAAUAUAGACACCCUACUCGCAGCUCUCGGUCAAUACAAUGACGACGACACAUACUUAUAUGCGAAAUUUGGUUUGGCGGGGGAUAUCAUUGUCUUGGAGGUCCUCCUGCAAGAGAAGUAA